Messenger RNA from Frieseomelitta varia, 1377 nucleotides. RefSeq lists its product as uncharacterized. The coding region runs from base 393 to 1265 and encodes 290 amino acids. The transcript has 2 exons. Lineage: Eukaryota; Metazoa; Arthropoda; Insecta; Hymenoptera; Apidae. The record is from RefSeq and is a predicted model, not a curated record.
CGAAUACAUUUACAAGCCGCUGUCCUUUUACGUGAAACGAGACUCUAUCACGGAUAUGUAUUAAAUUUGGAAACGUCAACGAGAUGUCCAAACAGGUUACAAAACUCUUCAUUUCGAUUCGGUCACGCAUAUUUCCAUAAACAAAUGACAGGUUUUUGUAGUCUCGCGUCGCGACGUAAAAAUCGAUCCAUAGACCGCGCCAGGUCUGACGGUGUCGGGUGUUUGACCGACUUUUAUAGAAUUAAUGAAGAGAAAAAAACUCGAUUGAAAAUGUAUUCCGUCGGCAUCGUAAGCCACGAAGCGAUGAAGACGUUCUGGCCGGAGAAAACGGACGAGAUUUUAGCCUUCUCAUAGAAACUGAAAAUACAAAGACAUUCGUCAAGUUUUUUUCCAUGGAGAACAUUUACGCCCUGUUUCUCACUUUAAUCCUAAUGUUUCCUAUCAUCGUUCAGCUCCAAAUGUUAAUCGCAGAUCCAAGAAAGCUAUGCACAAUUUUCCAUUAUUACGCGACCGACCCAGAAACCGCCGACAAACCACCCGCUUCCAACAUACUGCAACACUAUCCCAAAGAAUCUACGGUGUUCAGCGUCGCCAGCUCCGAUUCCAAGAUAUCGUUGACCAACUUGAGAACCGUUUCAUCCUGGCCAGUGAUACCGACUCAAACGUUACCGAUCGUUGACUCAGCGGCCGAGACAGAAGGCAGACGUACGAGCGGAACUCGAGCGAAUGUGGUCGCGAAAUAUUCUUCCACGUUCGUGAAAACCGAUCAGGUUUUGCCUGUCGUCGACAUCACGUGGAAUUACAGCUCGUAUCGGUUCAAAACGUUCCAGGCGUGCCUACGGGAUUGUUACGGGGACAGAUAUCCACCAGGUGAAGUGGUGUUGAACUCGAUGCAGCUGAAUCUGUUGGAUUCUCACACGAACGUCCCGCUGAACGUCGCCGGUCUGUUCGAUUUCCUGAAGGAGGAGAGCGAGCCAUGUUUGAACGUCGUGUCGAAGAAGCUGGAAAUUGAGUAUCUUAAUCCGUUGGAUCACUUUGUGACGAAACAAACCGACCGGCCAGAGACUGUCGAGAGAUUCACGGAAACGGAUGAGCAGGAUCGCCGGUACAAUACGGCCGAGAGCCAACAGAAGGACGCUAUCUGGCCCGUAAUCACCGGCGGAGAAAAGAAUCAGCCGAAUCGAAGAUCCUCCAGGAAGAUCGAGCCCCCUUGCAAAUGCUAUUUGUCCUCGUCCCGGCGUGUUUGCGGGACGAAUGACUCUUGAUCGGAAGAAGAAACGUACAAGACGAUUGGAGAACACGGGGGAUCGAUUAGAGAAACUGGCCUGAUUGGGGAGAAAGUUCGCGAGAAAUAUUCGUCGCGAGAGAUAUUACCUC